AUGAACACCGGACGUCAUCCCGAGGUCCGCGUCCCUCCAGAACCACAUGCAUCGAAUAUCGCCAAGCUCGCACUCUACAUGCCGAGCAAGCUCUCCAUUCUAGUGUUCGUCGCCUCGCCGCUCGACGACGCGCGGUACCGGCACACGGCGCUGUACUUCGAGUUCGACGCACAGGCACAGGCACCCAGCACCGGGUUCAAUAUCAAUGCCGGCACAGACGGAAGUGCGGGCGAGAUCAGGUCCUCGAUGAUGGAGGUGGUCGGGUCCACUGGGUUCUUCAGCUUCUCGGAGCGCGUGAAUGCGGCGCUACCUGUUGAAGCUACCGGUCUUGCGCGUGCAAUAUUCGUGUCUUGUAUACCGGACACGGUGCCGGUGUCAUCGCUGCGGGCGACGGUGUCAGGGACGCCGAUCGCAGAUGGCGAGGGUGACUGGAAUAGUCAGAAUUGGGUUGGCGAUGCGCUGGGGCGACUCGUUACGGCGGGCUACUUAGAGGGCGAGGCGCGGGAUCAAGGACUGGAGGAGAUGGUGAAUGCUGUGUUGGAGGCCACGGAUGAGGCAAUUGCAUAG
Penicillium canariense is the source of this 567-nucleotide messenger RNA. RefSeq lists its product as uncharacterized. Lineage: Eukaryota; Fungi; Ascomycota; Eurotiomycetes; Eurotiales; Aspergillaceae. The record is from RefSeq and is a predicted model, not a curated record. Bases 1 to 567 code for a protein of 188 amino acids. The transcript has 3 exons.